GCGCCGAGCUCUGCACGCGAAGAGGGGCUAGUGAGCCCUGGCAGGGCCGGAGGGGCUCGGCAGUCCGGUCCUCGAGCUUGGAGGACAGAUGUGCCCAGGUGUCGUCGGGGCGUGCAGGUCUGAGCUCGGAUGAAGUUCUUGGAGAGGGCAAGACGGCGGUGACGAGAUGUCUGUGGAGGAGCCCUGCCUCCCUAGUGCGCCCAGAACCCCCGUCGCACGGGGAGCCCAGCGCUCGCCUGGCCCCGAGCUGCGCCUGACUAGCCAGCUACUGCCGGAACUCUAUACCUUCGUGGUACGCGUGCUGUUCUACCUGGCGCCCGUCUACCUGGCCGGCUACCUGGGGCUCAGCAUACUCUGGGUGCUGCUCGGCGUCCUGCUUUGGAUGUGGUGGCGCCGGAACCGCCGAGGGAAGCUCGGGCGCCUGGAGGCCGCUUUCGAGUUCCUCAACAACGAGCGCCAGUUCAUCAGCCGCGAGCUGCGGGGCCAGCACCUGCCGGCCUGGAUCCACUUUCCAGAUGUGGAGCGGGUCGAGUGGGCCAACAAGAUUAUUGCCCAGAUUUGGCCCUACCUGACCAUGAUCAUGGAAAACAAGGUUCGGGAGAAACUGGAGCCCAAGAUCCGAGAGAAGAGCACCUACCUAAGGACCUUCACCUUCACCAAGCUCUACUUUGGACAAAAGUGUCCCAGGGUGACCGGAGUAAAGGCACACACUAACAAAAGUAACCCAAGACAGGUGACCUUGGACCUACAGAUAUGCUACAUCGGGGACUGUGAGAUCAGUGUGGAGCUGCAGAAGAUACAUGCCGGUGUGAAAGGCAUCCAGUUGCAGGGCACCUUGAGGAUCAUCCUGGAGCCCUUGUUGGUGGACAAGCCCUUUGUGGGGGCUGUGACUGUAUUCUUCCUUCAAAAGCCACACCUGCAGAUCAACUGGACAGGUCUGACCAACCUGCUGGAUGCACCCGGAAUCAACGAGGUGUCAGAUAGCCUGCUGGAGGACCUCAUCGCUGCCCACCUGGUGCUGCCCAAUCGCGUGACUGUGCCUGUGAAGAAGGGUCUGGAUGUGACCAACCUGCGCUUCCCUCUGCCCUGCGGGGUGAUCAGAAUCCACUUGCUGGAAGCCGAGAAGCUGGCCCAGAAGGACAACUUUCUGGGACUGGGAUGCAAGUCAGACCCCUAUGCCAAGGUGAGCAUCGGCUUGCAGCAUUUCCGGAGCAGGACCAUCUACAAGAAUCUGAACCCCACCUGGAAUGAGGUAUUUGAGUUCAUGGUGUAUGAAGUCCCUGGUCAGGACUUGGAGGUGGACCUGUAUGAUGAGGAUACUGACAAGGAUGACUUCCUGGGCAGCCUGCAGAUCUGCCUCGGGGAUGUCAUGACGAAUAGAGUGGUGGAUGAGUGGUUUGUCCUGAAUGACACAACCAGCGGACGGCUGCACCUGCGGCUGGAGUGGCUUUCACUGAUCACUGAUCAGGAGGCACUGACAGAAGACCAUGGUAACCUUUCUACUGCCAUCCUUGUGGUCUUCUUGGAGAAUGCCUGCAACCUACCGAGAAAUCCAUUUGACUACUUGAAUGGUGAAUAUCGAGCCAAAAAAUUCUCCAGGUUUGCCAAGAAUAAGGUCAGCAGAGACCCUUCUUCCUAUGUCAAGCUAUCUGUAGGCAGGAAGACAUACACGAGUAAGACGUGUCCCCACAGCAAGGACCCUGUGUGGAGCCAGGUGUUCUCCUUUUUUGUGCACAACGUGGCAGCUGAGCAGCUCUGUCUGAAGGUGCUGGAUGAUGACCAGGAGUGUGCUCUGGGAGUGCUGGAGUUCCCCCUGUGCCAAAUCCUCCCCUAUGCUGACCUCACCCUGGAGCAGCGCUUUCAGCUGGACCAUUCAGGCCUGGACAGCCUCAUUUCCAUGAGGCUGGUGCUGCGGUUCCUGCGAGUGGAGGAACGAGAGCUGGGGAGCCCGUACACAGGACCUGAAGCCUUAAAGAAAGGUCCUCUGUUCGUCAAGAAGGUGGUUACCAACCAUGGUCCCAAAGCCCCACUCCAGGGAGAAGGCCCUGCAGACUUGCUGUGUCCUCCAGACCCUGCUUCUUACACCAUGGAUGCCUCCAAGAGCACACUAACCACUUCCAGUGCUUCCACCAACCCUGUACCCCAAGAGACAAUCUUAGAGCCCAAAGGCAAAGACAGUGCCAAUGGGUUCUCUGAGCCCAUGGGGAAGAAGAAGAGUUCAACCACCAUCUUCCUGACUGUCCCAGGCCCCCAUUCUCCAGGACCCAUCAAGUCACCCAGACCCAUGAAACGCCUUGCUUCCCCAUUUGUAUGGCCGCCCAAGGGUCUGGGUCCCAGCAUCUCCUCGCUCAACUCCCUGGCCUCUUCCUGCUUUGAUCUGACAGAUACCACCUUCAACACUGAAGUUGGCAAUUGCAGACAGCAGGGCCUUGGUGAGAUCCAGCUCACGGUGCGCUAUGUGUGUCUGUGGCGAUGCCUCAGGGUGCUGGUCAAUGGCUGCAGAAAUUUGACACCGUGUACCAGCAGUGGAGCUGAUCCCUAUGUCCGUGUCUACUUGUUGCCAGAAAGGAGGUGGGCAGGUCGUAAGAAGACCUCAGUGAAGCACAAGACGCUGGAGCCCCUGUUUGAUGAAACAUUUGAAUUUUUUGUUCCUAUGGAAGAAGUAAAGAAGAGGUCACUAGAUGUUGCAGUCAAAAAUAGUAGGCCACUUGGCUCACACAGAAGGAAGGAGUUAGGAAAAGUACUGAUUGAUUUAUCAAAAGAAGAUUUGAUUAAAGGCUUUUCACAAUGGUAUGAGCUGACUCCAGACGGACAGCAGAGAAGCUGAUGAGUACUAUUCUCGCCAAUAUGUUACAUUGUGUACAUAUGUAUAUUGUUAUUUAAAUAAGUCACGAAUAUAUAUAUAUAUAAAUAUAUUGUAUAAAUAACUGUAUGACUAGUAUUAGGAAGAGGCAGAGUUAUAUAAAGGCAAGAACUACUUCAUCUUGGUUAAGUUUGGUCAAAUGGGGUAUUUAUAUCUAAAAAGUCAUCAAAGGCCGGGGAUUUAGCUCAGUGGUUCCACUGCCUGCCCUGCAAGUGCAAGCCUGAGUUCAAUUCCCGGUACCAAAACAAAAGUCAUCAAAAACCUCAGUGGUGGUUUUUUACUUUUGGUAGAUAAUUAUACACAUUUGAUUUAGGACCUGCCUGAAUGUAUGCACCAGAAAGUGUCCCGCCCUUGACAUAAGGGCCAAGAGAGAUUUGUUCCUGGAGCAGCUAACAAUUAUUCCUGGGCAAUUACUGAUGAAGGGGAGGGCACUGACCCAACCCCAAACUCCCAACAGGUAAUACUGCCAAAGCUGUUCUGGCUGCCACCUGUGACAUUUCUAUGGUUGGAGAUUCAUUUCUGCAUUUGAUUUGGAGCUAAAAUGCACUUUCCUAAUGGCAACCAUGUUCUAACAUACUUAAAUACUCUGGAAAUAAUUCCACAUGCUGGGGGCUAUCCCCUACCAUAGGAAAAUGCAAGUCAAGUUCCAAACCCAGGUCUGAUCUGCAUUUACAGCAGAGCUUUGGAGAAUGCAGAAGAGUAUCAUUAUAAGCUUGAGAAUUCUAUCCCACUUUUCCAGAAAAUAGCUGCUUCACUUAAGGUUAAAAGCAAAAUAUGUAAAGUGAAUAUGAAAAGUGCCUCUUGUGCAUUUCAAAAUUGAAAAGACCAAAUGGACUUGCUACCCCCUCUGUUCUUAUAACUAGUCUAAAGGUCAUGUCUUAUAAGUUUUUUGUCUGCACUACUGCCAACAUUCUAAACAGUUUUAUCAUGCUACUCUCACUUAAUUUGCUUAAGAUAAUCUGGUUUCUGCUGCUUUAUUCAUCAUCUUCAUUAAGCCAGUCCACAAUGAAAUGGCCUAUUCCCACCUCCUAUGUAGCAUUUUCCAUUUUAACGAUUCUGUCUUAUAACAGUAAAUUUUAAAAAAUAUUCACUAGGUAUCAACUAAGGUCACAUGCUGUUAUGUAUGUCUGGUACUUAACGUUUCAAUUUACAUGUCAAUUGAACUAUAUACUACCUGAACUGUUUUUCACCCUUGCAACCCAAUCCUGUGCUAAGUAUAUGGAAGAUGCAUAAUAAAAUGUUUCUUCUCAGAUU
Molecule: messenger RNA, 4117 nt
Organism: Heterocephalus glaber (naked mole-rat)
Lineage: Eukaryota; Metazoa; Chordata; Mammalia; Rodentia; Bathyergidae
Gene: Esyt3
Product: extended synaptotagmin 3
Biological process (GO): lipid transport
Cellular component (GO): endoplasmic reticulum membrane
Molecular function (GO): phosphatidylethanolamine binding; phosphatidylcholine binding; calcium ion binding
Source: RefSeq, a predicted model, not a curated record